AUGUCGACAUCGUUCCGCUUACCUUACGGAUACAGAAAUGCACCGCCAUGGCCUUCACUGUACUGGCCUUUCGAACCCAACUUUGAUCCUCUCAACUUGGUGGCGGAUAUACCUCACUCACUCUAUUACCUCAAUGGAAUUUGGGCAUUUAUUAUGCUUGAAAAGUCCCGGACGUUUAAAUGGUAUAUCUCGAUUUUUAUACCGCUGCUAUUUGUACUCGGCGGUUCAAUAGCAUCUUUUGUCAUAGGCAGCAUCAUGGGCGUAGCUCUUGCUUUCGUAUACAACGCUGGAUUUUUUGUCAUGUCAACUUGGAUACCCUUCUUAUGGGCUUUGAUUCAUAUACUUGUCGUUUUGAUAGGCUCUUAUUCUACUAUUACUGCCGUUCUAUAA
This is a messenger RNA of Mycotypha africana, 390 nucleotides long. RefSeq lists its product as uncharacterized. The record is from RefSeq and is a predicted model, not a curated record. Bases 1 to 390 code for a protein of 129 amino acids. The transcript is spliced from 2 exons. NCBI's taxonomy places the organism in Eukaryota, Fungi, Mucoromycota, Mucoromycetes, Mucorales, Mycotyphaceae.